This is a messenger RNA of Paralichthys olivaceus (Japanese flounder), 1221 nucleotides long. Its product is annotated as E3 ubiquitin-protein ligase CHIP-like. The record is from RefSeq and is a predicted model, not a curated record. Lineage: Eukaryota; Metazoa; Chordata; Actinopteri; Pleuronectiformes; Paralichthyidae. Gene Ontology annotation, cellular component: Z disc; cytoplasm. Gene Ontology annotation, molecular function: ubiquitin protein ligase activity; protein-folding chaperone binding. Gene Ontology annotation, biological process: proteasome-mediated ubiquitin-dependent protein catabolic process; protein polyubiquitination; positive regulation of proteolysis.
GGAUGUGUGUUUAGCUAGCAGUGCUGCUCGUGUAGUUACCGCCGAUGUCCGUCACAUGAAUAGUUAAUUGGUCUGCCCACCUCACCGUGUUGCUCAGCGGCGAGCACCGUCAGCAAAUUGAACGGAUGCCCGUCUGAGUGGCAUCGAGAGCCGCACCAAACUCGCCCCAAGACGCGCAUUGCAGGCGCACUGCAGCAGCGGCGCGCCUGUGAAUGUGGACAUUAACAUUACAUGGACUGUGUCUCUGUUCUAGUGUGUGAGAUCCAGGAGGGACAGGGCAUUCUUCGACCUGUCGGUUAGACAGCCGAAGAGACGGGGAACAGGAUUGGGAAGCAGGGCGAGGCGGGCCCCGCGGAGCCGGCGGAGAAAAUGGCCGGCAGCCCGGAGAAGAGUUCCACCGCGCAGGAGCUGAAAGAGCAGGGGAACCGGCUGUUCCUCUGCCGCAAGUACCAGGAGGCUGCUACAUGCUACAGCAAAGCUAUCAACCGUAAUCCAUCUGUGGCAGUGUACUACACGAACAGGGCUCUCUGCCACGUGAAGCUGCAGCAGCAUGACAAGGCUCUGGCAGAUUGUAAGCAUGCGCUGGAGCUGGACAGUCAGUCGGUCAAGGCCCACUUCUUCCUGGGCCAGUGUCACCUAGAGCUGGAGAACUAUGAUGAAGCCAUUGGUAAUCUGCAGAAAGCGUAUAACCUGGCAAAAGAACAGAGGCUGAAUUUUGGAGACGACAUCCCCAGUGCCUUGCGCAUUGCUAAGAAGAAACGCUGGAACAGCAUUGAGGAGAAGCGCAUCAACCAGGAGAACGAGUUACAUGCUUACUUGACCAAGCUCAUACUGGCUGAGAAGGAAAGAGAACUAGAGGAAUACAAAGAGAAACAGGAUGACAAUCAAAAUGGAGGCGAUGCCGCCAAGAUUGCAUCAAAACAUGACAAGUAUCUAAUGGACAUGGAGGAGCUCUUCUCUCAAGUGGAUGAGAAAAGAAAAAAGCGGGAGAUCCCAGAUUACCUGUGCGGGAAGAUCAGCUUUGAGUUGAUGAGAGAGCCCUGCAUCACACCCAGUGGAAUCACCUACGAUCGCAAGGACAUUGAAGAGCACCUACAGCGAGUGGGUCAUUUUGACCCUGUAACCAGGAGUCCUCUGACCCAGGACCAGCUGAUCCCGAACCUGGCCAUGAAGGAAGUCAUUGAUGCCUUUAUCCAGGAGAACGGCUGGGUGGAGGACUAC